AGACUUUAUUUUCUUCACUUAUAAAUAAUCUCUAUACAGUCCUUUUCACACACGACUUUACUAAUCUCUUUAUUCGCAACUCCGAUAAAUCAAAACCCUAAUUUCCCCAAAUCCUCCCAAAUUUCCCCUCUUUUCUUCAAAUCACUCAAAUUUCCCACCAUAAUGGUUCUCAAGAAAGCCGGCAUCAAUGAAGUCGACGGCGCCAGCCCUGGCAAAAUUUUCAUCGGAGGAUUAGCGAAGAACACAACUCUUGAUACGCUUACGAAGUAUUUUGCAAAUUAUGGGGAAGUGGUAGAUAGUGUUAUAAUGAAAGAUCGAAUGACAGGUCAACCAAGGGGUUUUGGGUUUAUAACAUAUGCUGAUCCUGGUGUUGUUGAUAUCGUCAUUAAAGAAGACCAUAUCAUUAAUGACAAGCAGGUGGAAAUCAAGAGGACAAUACCCAAGGGUGCUGCUGCUCAAACAAAUGGUUUUAAAACUAAAAAGAUCUUUGUAGGGGGCAUUCCAGCAACUGUGACUGAAGAUGAAUUGAAGGACUUCUUUUCAAAGUAUGGUAAUGUUAUGGAACAUGAGAUCAUUCUUGAUCAUGCUACUAAACGAUCUCGAGGAUUUGGGUUUGUGGUGUUUGACCAUGAAAAAGUUGUCGAUGAAAUAUUGGCUGAUGGAAACAUGAUCGAUAUGAGUGGCUCAAGGGUUGAGAUCAAGAAGGCUGAACCAAAGAAAGCCUCAAACCCUGCUUCUGGUUCUGCAUUUGGUAGUGACUCUAGGGCACGCAAUCAUGGAGGUAAUUUCAGAGGAUACCCUGAUAAUUAUAGUGGAUUUGGAAGUGGUUAUAGUCCUGCAUCCUAUAGGGCAUUCGGAGCCUUCCCUUCUAGGUUUGGUGAUUAUGGUGGAUAUGGAGGUGGUGAUUAUGGAGAAGGUUAUGGUGGAUUUGGUGGAGCUGCUAGUAUGGCUGGUUAUCGCGGAGAACCAUCUUAUGGUUACUCUGGCCGUUAUGGCCCGUAUGGUGGGGCUUUAGGUGGAGGAUAUGGUAGUGGUUUAGGGAUGUUUGGCAGAGGUGAUAGCUAUGGUGGCGGUUCUGGGUCUGGUUCAGGUCCUGGCUAUGGUUCAGGUCCUGGCUAUGGCUCAGGCCCUGGUGGAUAUGGAGCGGGAGCGAUGUACGGAAGUAGGGCAGGCUAUAGCGGCAGUAGUCGUUACCACCCUUAUGCAUGAUAGACAUCUGUAAGAGCCUUACCAUAGAAUUUGCAGACUGUCGCUCAUUUCUCAGCAUUUUAAGGACUUUGUAGCAGAUAUAUUCCAGCCAUAUAUAGAUCAAGAUUGUGAGAUUGCAUUAGUUUCAUCUGCAUCUAUGUUUUGGUGAUAGUGUGGGCAGAAUUAGCUAUUGUCUAUUUUUGGCUGAUAGUUUUUUUAGCACCGUCUUGUAUUCUGUAGUUGCGUAGCUAGUUAAGAUUGUGAAUGACAAUUGACUUAGAGCACUUGCAGUUGCUUUUUAUAUUUUAGACAUAGUUUUAUUUUUGCAAUGUUGAGGUUUGUUUUAUCAAGUGGUUAUGCAGGAAAUAUAGAAAAAACCUUAGUGUUGCUCUUCUUGCUCACUAACUAUCAGGCUAGUAAGUGCGCAGGGUAGCAUUAGUCCGUUAGUCCCAUUGCUGUAAGCUAAUAGGUAUUUGUUGCCUCUCCAUGUAUAUGGUUCUUGCAAGCUGCAAUGCUUGCUUGCACAAUUUAUACGGAGCUGCUGUGUCCUUUUCUCUG
Chenopodium quinoa (quinoa) is the source of this 1746-nucleotide messenger RNA. Its product is annotated as heterogeneous nuclear ribonucleoprotein 1-like. The record is from RefSeq and is a predicted model, not a curated record. Bases 163 to 1209 code for a protein of 348 amino acids. The transcript is spliced from 6 exons. Gene Ontology annotation, cellular component: nucleoplasm. Gene Ontology annotation, biological process: regulation of gene expression. Gene Ontology annotation, molecular function: RNA binding. NCBI's taxonomy places the organism in Eukaryota, Viridiplantae, Streptophyta, Magnoliopsida, Caryophyllales, Amaranthaceae.